Mollisia scopiformis is the source of this 1329-nucleotide messenger RNA. RefSeq lists its product as uncharacterized. Lineage: Eukaryota; Fungi; Ascomycota; Leotiomycetes; Helotiales; Mollisiaceae. The transcript has a single exon. Bases 1 to 1329 code for a protein of 442 amino acids. Gene Ontology annotation, molecular function: hydrolase activity, acting on carbon-nitrogen (but not peptide) bonds. The record is from RefSeq and is a predicted model, not a curated record.
AUGACUUCGGAACGCCUCAUCAAGCCCUGGAAAUACGGACCUCAAAAUACCUACGUCUUCAAAAAUGCUCGAUUGAUAGAUACAGCAACCGGGGAUAUUCUCUCAAACCGGACUGUCAAAAUAUCACACGGCAUCAUCCAAUCCGUUACUCUGACUGAAAAUGAGUACUACCUUAUCGAGUCUUCCAACGAAACAACUAUCGAUCUGAAAGGAAAAUACCUCUGCCCAGGACUCUUCGACAACCAUGUCCAUCUCUGGGCUGUGCCUGGAGAAGCUACUCUGGGAGGAAUGUAUCAAAUAGACAAUGAAGUGUCCAUGAGCCGUCAACCAUUUGUAGUUCAGCAAAUGCUAAGGAGAGGAUUCACCAGCGUUCGAGACUGCGGCGGGGCAUCUUUGGCUCUGAAGCAAGCUAUCGAAGAAGGAGCGAUUCAAGGACCAAGACUGUUCAUCGCUGGACAUGCUUUAUCGCAAACCGGCGGACAUGGAGAUUCACGUGGUCCUCACAACCACUCAGAAUGUUGUGGUCCAAUUGCUUUGGGCUUGGUGUGUGAUGGAGUACCUGCUUGCAUCAAAGCUGCACGUGAGGAGUUGAGAACUGGUGCGGAUUUCAUCAAGAUCAUGUCUGGUGGCGGAGUUGCAAGUCCGACUGAUAAGUUGGAGAAUGUGCAGUUUACAGGAGAGGAAGUCAGGGCUAUCACUGAGGUGGCCAGAAAUGCAAAUACCUAUGUGACAGCACAUGCUUACACACCCAGGUCGAUACGGCAUGCUGUCGACAAUGGUGUCACUGGAAUCGAGCAUGGGAAUUUCAUUGACGAAGAGACAGCGAAGUAUAUGGCCGAACGAGAUGUCUUUUUGACUCCCACACUUAUCACUUACUCGGUGAUGGCUUCACCAGACUUCCCUGGGUUCCUACCAACCGAGUCUGAAGCCAAGAAUGCUCAAGUACUAAAGUUUGGCUUGAAAUCACUUCAAAUUGCUUCAGAUGCAGGAGUAACGUUGUGCUUUGGAACUGAUCUCCUCGGCCCUUUGGGAAUUGCUCAGACGCAAGAAUUCGUUCUGCGUGCCCAAGUUCUCAACCCAAAGGCUAUACUUCAAAGCGCAACCAUCAAUCCAGCACGAAGGGCGGGUUUGAGUGAUUUCUUGGGCCAGGUCAAGGAAGGCUUCGCAGCUGAUUUGUUGAUUUUGAACGAGAACCCUUUGCAUGAUAUCUCGAUCUUGGACAAGCCGGAGAAGCAUCUUCUGGCGGUAAUCAAGGACGGGAGGGUAUUUCACAGUCGGUGGUCGAAGCUCCCACAAGAUGCGUUGCCCGAAGAGCCAAAGAUUGAGUAG